AUGGACCCGGUUACAGACGAUUGUGCGCAAUUGAUGGAAGAAGAAGGCGGGAUCAGCAUAACCUACCGUCUCCGUCCGCUCUGCACAGGGAAAAAAUGUCGAGCGAUUGCCGGCGUUACUUUGAUUGUGCUACUUAUAGUCAUUGGGAUCGUUGUGUUUGGUGUUGUAUUUGGCAUCAAAAACAAGUCUCCGAAGUCCAACUCUGUGAAAGGUACUCAUUUGUCAUUUUAGAAUGUAAGCUAAUGUAUUGAGCUUGUAGAUUCCUUACUUAAGGCCUCGCCCAUCGGACCACGUGUAGAAAGCAGCCGUGGCUGCAUGCAGAUUCUAGGAUGAAUUGUAUUAAUAUAGAGCAAUCGUAGAUUUAGCUUAUAUACUGAUCGAACGUGUUUAUGCCAGCCGAGUUCAGUUAAUUUAAGCCAGGGAGGUGGCGUGAGAAAAAAUGCCAAAAUGCCCGGUGAAUCCCAUUUUCUUUUGAUUUACAGACAAAAGUAAUUUGUGACGUGCGGCAGUACUCCGAAAAAACCUGAUAAAUCGGUACUUAUAGUUUCACGAUGACCAAAGCAAGCAAUUUACGGGUCGAUUUGUUUUAAAAUACUCAUAUUAGUAUCCUUUUUUUAAGCAGAAAUAAACUGGCUCUCGAAGAAAAAAAAUACAACCGUUACUGAUCAAUCAUUGUCGUCCUUUAUUCCAAAUAACGAAAUAAUUUGUUCUCACUCUACUGCCGGUUAAAUAUACCUUGUUGAUAAUUGUCGGUCAUGAGAAAUUUUAUUUUUAUAUACCACCUUCAAUUAGCUAUACCUUGCACAUUUCAGAGCCAUUAAAUAUUAAAAUAUGUACCUUCCUUCUGUGAAUUUGGAAUAUGAUUGGAGCCUUUCAACAGUUGUUUAUUAUCAAUGAAAAUGUAAAUGAAAGUUGAAAAGUAACGGGUGGCUUUCCGAAAUUUAUUUUUCUCUUUCGGUGGGUCGCUACUUAAUCGGAACUUUACGGUAAUUUGGCGAUUUACGGGAGAAAGUCCAGAGCAAAAUAGACGUCUAUAUAAACGGAUCAAUAUUAUGGUAAAAAAACAAAUCGACAAUAACUUUCCAUGGUCAAUGAAGUGAUCUACUAACUUCUCGACCAUACAAGCAAAAUUCAAGCCUCUUUGGACAAAAAUGUUCAAAACUCUCCAAUGAAACCAUUCGCAGGCUUUUCCUACAUCUUUUUUUUCCUUAAAUGAUUUUUGUAACAGUUUUUCGAUUACAUCAAAUUCCAUGGUCGAUUUCAUGUGCUUGACAUUGGUAAAGGAAAAGUCUUUUUCUUGGCAUUCUUGGAAUUUUGAAUUGUUAAUUACCUCAAGUCACAUGGUGCACACAAUGAAUGUAAACCAGCUAGUGGGAUCAAUCAGUCAUUUACAGGCACGGCUAGUCACAAGUUUAUUAGUUAAUUAACCCUCGGGCGUACAUGCAAAUUCUACAUACCCCCCACCGUGGUACUAGUGGGGGGGGUUGAUGGAACCCCUCCCAAGAGGUUUUGGUAUGUUGCGGUAUUUCUUGUUUAUUGUUUUUUGUUUGCCAAAAAUUAAACAAAUCAACUAAAAUCUAAUUACCUUAACUCUCAUGGCGAGGAAGCCCAAGAGAAGGCACCGGGCUUAUAAGGAAUGGGCUCCCUCAUUUCGAACCGAUUUUGCCUUCAGUGGAAAGUCUUUAUCUUCCAAUUCUCUCAACAAGAUGAGGUAUGUUUAAUGGGUGAUGGCGCUGCUGGAGGCCUGUGACGUCACCAACAAUGGUCGCAAUCUUGGCCGCGAUCUUGGAUUUUACCAAGAAUUAGAAAUCAGGUGAAAACCGCGAUAAAUGGAAAUUCUUGUGUGCUGAACAUGUGAAAAACACAUAAAUAAGCACUCGCAUCCUUUCAUCUACAAGCUUUACUUUUAUUGUUGAGAGAAGUUGAAAAAACAUGAAUUUUCACUCAAAAAUGGCUUGAACACCUGCUACUGAUGAUGUCAUAUCUUGUAACCAUAGUAACCAAUCAUCACUUAACUUGCCUCAAAAUGCGCGCGAGGGAUAAACGCACAGCUACUGAAAACGUCAGGGAUUGAUGUUUUAUCGUCUAGGAAAAAAAUCAAAAAACCUGAGAAGCGGGUGGCAAACCCUUCCACCUCCCCCUUGUACGUCCGAGGGUAUUCAUGGAAACAGGUCUAGUUUAGUACACUUAUGAGCAGUGUUAGUGUUUUUACUGAGGAGGCCUGCAGAUACGUAUUUAUUUUUAUUAGAAAUUAUCAGUUGUAGUUAUAUUUUCUAUUUUACCAGCCUGGGCGCAGUUGUUCGAAUGCCGAUUAGCGCUUAACCCAGGGUUAAAUUUAACCCAGGCCUCUUUUUUUUUGGUCCGAAAGCAUUUUCUCGGAUAGAUUUCUCUGUUAUUUUUAAGAGCAUCCAAUCAUCAAGUUGUUGACAGAAAGAAUUAAAUUGAAUUUACUUUUUAAGCUUUCAUAUCUGAAUGCAAAUUUCUCUCUAACCAUGGGUUAUCUUAACCCAGCUUUGAACAACCCGGCCCUGGUGAAUUUUUAUCGUGUUCAAUUAAAUAAAGAUUUGAUUAAUUUAAUACCGAUUAUCUGUCUUAUAGUUUACCUUAAAGCGAUUAGUAUCUCUUUGCUCCAUCAUAACUUCCCUGAUUGAAAACGUACUCCGUUAGCUGGCUCCAGUAACUAGCGUUUCGCUGCAGGGCUUUUCUUGAGACCAAACAAAUAUAAAAAUAAAAAUAAAAUAAAGAUUUGUUAAUAAUGGAAAGUGCGCGUAGCUUAUCCAGCUACGUGUAGUUUACAGGCCCUCUACUCAAAUAAUUAUAGAAACAUAACAGGAUUAAAAAAAACAACUGGCAGGAGGCAACCAUUUGGCUAUUUACAAGAGUAGCCGAGGAUUGAAAUCCAGCAAGUGGCCAGAGCGGGACUCGAACCCAGGAUCAACGGAUUGUGGGUCCGAUUCUAUGGCUCCCUUACUACAGUAAGGGCCCAGUAAGGGCUAAUUCACAGCUGCAUGAGCUCGAGUGGAAUCUUUGAAUUUACAGUGCAACAAUAGGCUAUUUCCAAGUCCCCCGGGCCUCUGUAUCAAAACGAGGUUAAGUAUUCAGUCUUUGAUAAGGGAAUUAUUUUUCAUUCUCAUGCGAAGUGAAAGUCAUUUUCACAAGAAAGAUUGUAUACUUGGCCUCAUUUUGAAAGUGAGAGUUUUUGAACUCGCAUAUGGCCUAUUAAAACACUUCAAAGACCAACCCAUUUCCAAGUUGUUGUCUCAUUACUCAGCGGUACCUGAACCAGUACCAACUUCCCAAGAGCAGCAGACGACAUCGAAGCCAUGGACACCAACACCACCAGGGAUCAUUUGUAACACUUCAGCGUGCACUGACAUCUCUCAAGGUUGGUGUUUGAAGCAUUUUAAUUUUUGCACUUCGAUCUCUCUCUUUGGCUCUCUUAGUACGGUAAGGGCUAAUCUGCACCGUUGCAAGCUGCAUGAGCCCGAGUGGAAUGAGAUAGUUCUUUGAUAGAUACUGGGUUUGCAGUGCUAUUUGGUACUUCAAGGCCCAAACAGAUCUUAUGAGUUUGCGGUGUAUGAGGGUAUACUAUGACAACAAAUACUAUCUACAUAAGACCAAAUCAAGACCAAUAGCAUGAUCAUCCCUAAUACAUUUCUACAUAUCGAUUGUGUCAUAAUUUCAGAUAUCUCCAGACAGUUAGACAAAGCAGUGAAUCCUUGUGAUGAUUUCUACUCUUACACUUGCGGAGGGUUUUUCAAAAGUCAUGAGCUCGGAGAAAAUCAAAGCAUGGAAACGGCCUUUUCUAUCCUCAACGAUGACAAUAUGAGAGUUAUAAGGCAAACGUUACAGAAGGGUACUUCUAUUUACCCUCAGGUUUGAAAUACUGAAAGUUUUUCUUAGUUUGCAGACUAUUUACCUUUUUAAUCCACUAAACCAUAUCAGGACUGGUGGGGAUAAUUAUAAACUUCAUACCAGGUCCAUGAAUUACCUGCUAAAACUAGACAAAAUUAAAGAAAACUGUAGUGAGGCUUAUUAUCUGCAAUGUUGAAGAACAAACUACUAGCAUUAUUUAAAAUGGCAAAGUCAAGAGUUUUAGUUUGAAUAGACCUCGAAAUAGUCACACCAGAACUUACAUUCGUGGCUAUCAGAGUAAAAGAGACUUGGGUCUUCGAAAUAUCCCUGGUCUCAUUUCUACCAUUUCAGAAUCUGAUUUCUAAAUUUAAAAUGAAUAGAAAAUAAACAAAGUGCUUUUCUUAGACGCACUUUGGUAUGCGAACAAGCUCUGCUAACGCGGUUAAGGGCAAACAAGUUGCCAGCCUCUCCGGCUCAGGUUGAGACAAGCUUCUAGGCUUUUGGCAUGUAUCCACCGUUACUAUGACAACUAUUACUAUAACUCACGUAUGAACUAAUAUAACAAUGCAUUUCCCCAUGGCACUUAUUGAAAGUUUCGGCUAAGAGUUGGAAGCUGGGAUAGGGGAGCCUAUUUCAUGCUUCUUGAUUAUUGUCACUCCCAGAUAACAUAAAAAAAUACUAGUCUAACCAACUGUAUUUUUUGCAGAGCUCAUCCAUAAGGAAAACCAUCCAAAUUUACAACUCUUGCGUAAAUACAGCUGCUAUUAACAACCGAGGAAUAACACCUUUAGUAAGCUUGAUAGAGAAGUACGGUGGUUGGACAGUAACCGGAAAAGGACUGAACUCCUGGAAAGUGCAAGAAAAAAUGGGACACAUCCAAAGAGACCUGAAUGUACAGACUUUACUGUCUGUAUCGGUUAGGACGGAUUUAAUGGAUUCCACACGUAACAUUCUUGUGGUAAGCAAAACAUUUAACGAGUUGUGCCAUGUUAGAAACCGCAAAACAGCCAAAGAAUCCCAGAGCAAUCCAUCCUUUCAGGGAUCCAAGGUCUGUUUGCUUAAAACCGAAAACCUCACUGAAGAAUAUAUCUAAAGCACCGUUUAUAUGUUGUUUAAAAUUGAAUACCAACUACUAAAAUAAACGAAAACUCCAAAAAAGCAAGAAUCAAAACCGAAAAGUCUUUGAAAAAUGAUCACUUCCGCAAUCUGAAAUUUCCACUGUCCUGCAGUGCUCCGCAAGGAAGUAGGCAGGUAGUUGACUUCAUUCAACUUAACAAGUGAAUCACAUAAAACAACAGUCUUUUAAAUGACGAACAUGUGGCCUUAGUUCCUUGAUCGCAAGGGAUUGUGGAGAACGGAAACCUCAGUGUAAGUAUCUGAAAAAAAACUUCUGCAAUCAGCAAGUUGAACUCACAUUUAGUCUCCUUCGAAGCCGUUUUUGUUUUGUGUGAUGAGACAGAAACGGCUGCGAGGGAGACUAAACUCACAUUUAAAGGGCAGAAACGAGAAUCGAACCACACCUUUAGCUUAGACCUCUUUUUAAAUACCUCCGCACAGUUCAUGCUUUGUAAGGAAGGUUGCUACAAUACACGUCAGAGAUAUUAUUGAGUUUUUAUAUGCGAAUUUAUAAUACAUCAGCUAACAUUCAGAUGGUUCUAUCAAAUCUAUUUACUAGAUUAGUCCCUUAGUGCUUGGUAUGAGUGCGAGCUACUAUGACAAAUACACAGAAGAUCCUGAGAUAUUAAAGGUUGGUUUAAGAAACAUUUAUUUCAGAAAAAAUGGGUAUCAAUCAUGCUUUGCAAAAUUACUACCGUGUACAUCGUGCGAUCCGUAGUAAGAAGGAAGAAAAUUAAUUACUACGUCCAUCAAAGACUAAAAGUAUGGCACAAUUCAGAUUAAAUUUUAUCAAUCUCGUUAUAAAUGCAGUAGAUGAAGCUUCUUAUUUGAAGAACAGUAAUAUUUAUAAUAUCUAUCACCCAUUUUGCGCAAAUUAACAUAUGGGUUCCCCUGCGGAAAAGAUCAGGCAGCCUCUAGCGCGCAGACUCACCACUGAUGCCUCUCUUGUAUUAAACUAGUACUUCCUAGAAGUAGACGCCGGUUUUCUUGCGAUCAUUUUAUCCCACUUCUUAAGCAAACAGUAGCUAUAAAAAAGGAAGCUUAAUGAGGCUGUUAUUGCAGUUACGCUGCAUUCUGAAGCCUAAGAAGCACUAGUUAAAAUACUUGAGCAAAAGAUCUGCCUUUGGAACCAAUUUGCUUUUCCCAAGGUGGUUCGAGGUCAGCGCAUGUAUCGCACAUGUGAAAUGAAACAAUGAGAUCUCUAUAUUUAAAGUUAAUUGGUGAAUAUUUUAAUAUUCAUUAAUUAGCUGAGAAGAAGAUUACAAAAACGUUAACUAUACUGUUUGAUAAUUAAUUAACUCAGCUGAUUCAGUUGUGUUGGGGUUUACAGAGGUCGGGGGGGGAGGGUACUCCCUAUAAUGGCCUGUACGGGGAGGCUCCGCCCGAAAGGAAUUCCUUUUUCAGGCUUCAGGUAUAUGAAAGGGUAGGAAUUUCGCUAGUUAAAGUAUGUCAAAGGGUAGGGAGGGUAUGGAAGUCUGUCAUCAUGGUCUGUAAAAAGGCCCAAAAUGGCUAUCAGAUGAAUUUUAUGGCUUUAAAAACUCGAAAACACGUUCUGGUUUUGUGAUUGAUUCGUAUUUAAAAUACAGUGCAUUUCAGGAGUUAAAAGGGACUUAGACAAUCUAAAAGUCCUUUUUUUUUCCUGGUUGGUUACGCCAUUUUAAAGGACUUUUCAUACCUGUUUGGCGCGAAAUUCACGGUCAAAAAUUCUACCGGUGACGUCAUGACAAAUGACCAAUAGGACAGUAAGUGAUAUUUCACGCGGCUUCCGACACAGAAUAUUUUAAUCAUUUUUUUCCCGCGUGAAUUUAUAAUAUCAUUCAAAUCCAUUGGAGCGAACUUGACAAAUCGACCUCGAGACUCGCUCGGUUGCUGGGCGACUUAUUAGAGACUUAUUAUUAAGUCUAAAAGGGACUCAAAGUUCUAAACUAGGUAUGUGAAAGGGGUACCAUUUGUCAAUAGAAAGAAUACGAAAGGGGUAUCUUUUUCGUGAAAAAUGAAAAUGAUACACAAAAGGGUAAAAAAAACUUUUUUGAGCCCUCCCGGGACACAGGCUCACCUGUGACUCCAAUUCUACCCAUUAAUUUGUCAAAGAUUGAACACAUAAUGAUAAUUGAAUUUUACCAACUCCAUCACUCGUUCCCUUUUUUUUCCUUUACAUUAAGAUUCAACGCGCGUACAAAAAGUACAUGAAAACUAUUGCACGUCUACUUGGAGGAGGAUCAGAUUCAGAGAAGAAGAUGAUGCGUAUAUAUAACUUCGAAAGAGACAUUGCCAAUGUAAGUUAUGUUUCAGAUAUCGUAAUAAAUUGAAGGAGGAACGACUAAAAACGAUUGUUCCCCUAACAAAAAUCUAACUGUCGCAACCACUCAUUGGUGAGAUGCCAGAGUAAAUUUGGUGCAAUGGACUCCUUCACGGUCUUUUCGCGUGGACCAGUUACCGAAAAUCGGUCUACAGUGGCAGUGUCUAUACCAAUAAAGCCCGUAUACGAGAUGCAGAACUUUUUAGGGAAAGCCACCCACUAUUUUCGCGCAGUUGGUAACAGUGACAGGACAAAAAACAACGCAUACAAAUGUAAUGUUUUGCACUUAGAAACUUGAUGAACGCCUCAAUCAUAUAAAUAUAAAAAUUUAAAGUUAGCUUGGGGACAAUGUGAGGUGCAUGCUCCCUUCAUGGUAUGCGGUGAACUUUUCGUUCCUGUUUCGAAAUAAAACAUUUUACACUCCAGAAUCGACUAAUUUAAGACAGACUGUUAAGAAUCCACCUGCUUAUAUCCGCGAAUGUCCCAUGUGUUAUACUAUAUAUUUUCCAGUUGGCCACUGGCAAAGCAUUCUCAUAUGACUUGGUAGAAUCCCUUGAGCAGUACUAUCACUCAAGACGAUCCUUGGGCUCAUCAGUGGACAAGACCAUACGUGAAUUUUGCUGGGACUCAACUUUCGACGUACGUAAAUUAAUAUGGAGACUCCCAGGAGAACCGGGAUACUUUUUAAAGUAUUUUUUUUAACUGAAGGAUUACUUAUCCCGAAAUUCUAAUUGGUUUCAAAUUCAAUUAAAUUUUUUAGGAAUUUAGAGUUAAGGACUUCUGUUCCAAGAAUUUCGCGGGAAACUUAUUUGGCAUAAUUAUUACAUCAAUAAAAGCCGAUACCAGAAAUUUUUGAAAAAAAACGUCCGCAAAAUGUUUUACAAGAUAAAAAAUACAUAUAAAUAUAUUUUUUACCAGUUAAAUAUAAGUAUUAUUUUAUAUUGUUUAUAACUAAUAUCUGCAGCUUUUUAAAAAAAUUUCGUAGCCAUCGCGUUAAUAGAAACAAAAAAGCUAUGACAAAACGUUCGUCAUAGAACUUGCAAGUUAGUUGGCGGAUAACAAGCAUUUUGUUUUCAACUUUGCUGGCACUUAUUUCCUGUCAUGUUGCUUGCAAUGAAGUCAAUAUUUCGAUCAGUUGACUACAACAAUAAGCUAUUUUAGAAGGAAGCUAAAUCCUAUGCAGAUUGUGGGAACGUUUGGUUCAAAACGAGGGCGUGCAAAACGGGAUCGUAGCCUGCGUAGCAUGGCAGUUUAGGUGGGGCGCGUAAACAAGCUAAGGCGGGCGAGGACAGUGAAAAUGAGAAGAGAUUUGACCGGGAGCAUUGAGAACCCCACCCCCCACUGACUCGCGGCCUUUAGGAGCGCGCCCGACGAAACGGCCAUGUUACGCAGGCUAGGGUUGGUCCAGGGCUUACAAGUGCCAAGUGGAGCAACAUACAAGCAAGCCUAGCUGCUAUCGAAGAAGAAGGAAAAGAAAACUAGAAGUUGAAUAGGAAAUUUAAACCGCAGUAUCUUAUUCGUGUGGAUGGUUGAAUCUAAAUCGAAACAACCACACCGAAUUCGUGUAGACGAAAAUAAAUAUGCGAUCAUAAGUCUACCGGUAUUCGGUGGACAGGGCCUUAAUAGUCAACGAAGUGUAAAUAUACGUUUUCAAUCGUCUACACGAAAGUUCGCAAAUCCGUCGGAUCUAAAAAAAAAAAACAAAACAAAAAAAGUCUAGGAGAGUAGUUUAAGAAAGGAUAGGGUUUUGACAAGAGAGAUUCGAUGAGUCCAGGGCGGUAAGUGGAUUCACUGGUUUCCCUGUGAAUGGAAGGCCGAUUUAUGUAAAACAAUAUGCGGUUUCAAAAAUUUCCGGAUGGGAGGGUUACUGUUGAACAACUUCAACCCAAAGGUUUUGCCUUUCUUUUUCUCAUUAACCCAGAUUUUUAACACAUUACUUUAGCACUAAAUUUUCAACUAAUACUAUUUUUCCAUCCACAGUUAGAUUUUAUCCUGGACUUCUUAAACAUUGCGUUUUCGAACCAGGAAAUUACUUUCAACUCUUGGGAAAGCGUUUUUUAUGGCUCAGCAUCUGUCUUCUCAGACAUUGCUUUGACCUAUCAGACUACGUAAGUAUAAAUGCAAGUUCUACUUCUUCAACACUACUUUAUUUACUUAACAGAUAGAUAAAUACGAGUAGCGUUUUAUGAAUAACACUGAGUUGUGUCUACGUUGUCAAAUUUUCCCGUUAGUGGUGUACCUUUACAUGUAAAAAUGUUCUCAUUUUUCUGGAAUUCAAUUUCUAUAAAUAUGAACAUCUCGCCCUUCUCGCCGGUUUUCCGACUUAUUGUGACAAAUUUUCUAACGUGUCUAACCAAUUAAUGCGCUGUUUUAUACACGAAAAAGCAUGCAGUAGACCUGCACCAUUCUAAGCCUCAGUCUUGAUUCACUGGUCCCCUUUAAUCUGCACUUCCAUUGUUUUCAGGGAUAGGGACAUUGUUAUGUGACAAUCCCUAUUGUUUUCCCAGCAAAUCAAAAACAAUCUUUCAAAUAGGUGCGGGGUCGCCCCGAAAAAACAAUCGUUUCAAAUAAGACCCUGUUUACAUGGAGUGGGGACCCCGGUCUCGUGGGGGUUUUGUGUCCCCAGAGCGUGAAAAAAAAGAGGGUGUCGUCGGAUGGGUGGGGACCCCGGUCUAGUGGGGUAGGUUUCUUUUGUUAAACGUGAAAAAAAAAAGUCGUCAGUAAAAAAAAGGCGUCAGUAAAAUGAUCAAUGCAUAAUAUUAAAGUGCUAACAACGAAGACAUAAAGAUAUGAUAUCAUAAUAGACAGCCCAAAGUCAAUGUUUGCCUGCCUAAAGAACUGAAAAAUACCAUACGUUUAUACACAUAAACGGCUGGGUUGCUUAAAGAAUCUUAAGAUUAUAUUGCGUGAACUCGUACCUUCUGUCAAAAACAGUAGGUUAAUCAGGUUAAUGUUCCUGAUUUUAAUGCAUCUUUCGAUUGUUUUGAACAGGUUAUUAUUUUCAAUAAAUGGAAGGGCAGGUCACUGUCGUGGAACAAGAGGUCAUUAGCAUGUGUACUCAAACGGUGACAAGUGAAAUGAUUCCCUAAUUUCACGAGUAUACCAUUUGAUUACCUAUUAAUAUCAUGGCUGACGAACUACGUUAGCAAUCGUGAAUUUUUGACAUGUUCAUCCUGGAUCGUAUCGAUCGAGAACUCCACUCUCUCACUUAAUGUUUAGACCUUAAAUUUGGCUAAGUUCAGAAUUUUUAAAAAUGGUUGACAAACUGUACCUGUUAGAAUCCUUCUUGAUGUGCUCUUUCGAGUGUUCAGGUUUUCUAAAGCAUCUUUUUGCGCCCUGACAUCUUCAUUCACGGCAUUUUAAAACUUCGACGCCAUCUUGACAAUGAGACGUACGGAAGGUUGCCAUGGCAAUUUUGUGAUUAUUACAAAUUAACGCUGAAAUUUCGCGCCAAAAUUAAGGAGUAAUCCGUCACCUAUGAUAUUACUAGUAAUAGUUGACACUACAACUGCCCCCGCUCUGUAUAUAGCAUUCUUGCUCCUUGUGUAGCUUUUUGAAAUAUACCGAUUCAUAAUGAAGAUGUUCACACAUAUUCCAUACAAUACGUGAGAUAAAUAGAGGAAAUAAACGAAAGGUUCCAUGCACAGUUUCGGUUCGAUUUACACAGCUUUGAUCAAAACAUUCUCAGUUUCGAUAAUUCGAGAAUAGUUUAUUCUAAACCAUAAGAAAAGAUUUAAUUAGAAGUUUAAUUUUUCGCUAUUUCUAUUUCACUUUUUACAUUUAGUUCAUUUUAUUUGCCGGAAAGUAAGCCUUAGAAAUUAAAAGGACGUUUGAUCAAUUCACGCUCGCGCAUUCUAGUCUUAUUUUAAACUUUAUAGCGGAAGGACAUCUGUGAGCAGGGAAUAAGUCAGCACAGAAUUUGAUGGUCGGCGAAUUUCUGUAAUCGUCCAUCGUUCUGCUAGUGAUAAGCUAGCCAUUGAAUCAUUCACUCAUCUUGCUUGUUUUGGGCCGAGUCUUAUUCCGGUCAAAGAGAGAGAAAGAGUGUCUGGCAAGGUUCAGCUGAAGGUUUCCAACGAAAGAUUUGUGAACUCGUGUCUGACAAACUCACUUCGUGUUAAAACAUACACUUUUCUACGCACCUUAUAACUUCAUCUGCGCUUAACGAGUGUCUUUUGGUCCCUAACUUUCAUAACAACUGCUCCACAGAAUGUUACUGAUAACACAUAACGCAAAAGAGUAUCGAAGUAUGACUGCACAAUUAAUGUCACAAAAUCUACCUAUUGUAGUUUAAGCUUUUUGUGUUUUACGUCAUCCUAACCAUUUUGUAACUUGCGGGCGCAAACAAUAGAAACGUCAUCAUUACCUACCUAUUCCUUACGGCCCCUGUUCAAGCGAAUCGAGAUUUUUUCUAUAUUGACUGUAUGACUAUAUAUUUCAACUGUAAGUACUUUCUUUAAUAUACGCGCGAGUUGCUAGAGUGCCUCCUCGGGAUUUCGCCUUCUGGGCGAAAUCCCUGCGGGGGCAAUAAUGACCGAUCACGUACCUCGCGCUGCGCGCUCGGUCAUUAUUUUCCAGAAGGCCUCGGAGCACAGGCAUUAUCCUACAUAUAAUACUCAAGAGCUCUCUAAGAAGAACGUGUUACGUAACCAGUUCCUGACAUGUCUAAAGGGCAACCAUUCAUGUGGUGAUAUUUGCUUUUAUUAGCUCCCACGACAUUAUCAAGGACUACAUUAUGUGGCGAGUUGUUUCCCGGUACGUUUCGUCAAUGCCUGAUGUAUUUGUUCAGGCUGAGCUUGAGUUUGUCAAGACUGUGGCUGGGGCGCGAGAAUAUCAAAGAUGGUCUGCUUGUAUUGAGCAAAUGAUGACACCAAUGGACAUGACUCUGGGGAGGAUGUAUGUUGAUGCACAUUUUGACGAAACAACUAAAACAACGGUAAAGUGAUUCCUUUGUGUUAACGAGUUUUGAGUGUAAAGCAGCCGUAUUUUUGGGCUGGUCAAAGGAAGGUUGGGAAACGGGGUGUGAGACUGGGCAGAGACGGACGAGUGAGGAAACGCACGGAAAUUCAGUUAUGGCGGUUCUCGGUCCAUGCGUGCCGCGAUUAGGGAGAAAAAACCCAUUCUGAUUCGAUUUAAGGUGUUUGGAGACCAUACAGAUAUUUUUCAAUCGCCUUUAAAGUGAUUUUAGUCCAGUCCAAUCGCCAUAAAAUUUUCACCACUCACUGACCUUCGAUUGAAGUUUGUCAAAAUGUAGUUUUAUGUUGUAAUGCGCCGGCAACGAUAAACAAAAAUCUUUGAAAUCAGAUAAAAACGAAUUUUGGUACAUCUAGACCUGCCAUCUUUGAGUUUUUAGUUUUCCCACGUGUUAGGUAGAAGUACUAGUCUCUAAAACAAAAAAAAAUGAUAAAGAAGUCUUAAAUUAUUAUUAUUAGUUAUUAAAAGUCAUGGAAAAAAUGGAUAAUGAAGAAUUGACAACUACUUUUAAGAGGGGCAGAGACAUCAUGCACUUGAUUUGAGUUUAUAUACUGUUUUCUUAGCGUUGUUUUUGUAUUGUUUUUUUUUAUUUCCUUCACUGAUCAGGUGUAGUUGCUUUGACGCUUGCUGCUGUUGGCAUAUGAUGUUGUUAAAGAUCUUUCUUUUUGUUUCAGGUACAGGAAGUGACGACUCUUAUUCGCAAGGCCUUUAUCAGUAACCUCGAUUCAGCGGAUUGGAUGGAUACAGAAACAAAAGAGGCUGCCAAAGAAAAGGUGCGGUUCAAUUGGCACAGAAAAUAUUUGCCUGAAUUUCAGUCAUGCUGCCUCAGAAUGCUGGAAACCUCAUUUAUGAGGAUUUAAAUUUGGAGAUUUUAUGAGUGUGCUUCCCAAUCCCUUGGAUACUUCUGCUGUAACUGGUCGUUCAUUUUUAACUUGUUACUAAAGAUCUUUUUUUUAACAUAAAGCUUGCCUUGAAGAGAACAUAUUUAGCAUAUAUAUUUAACAUACGAAACCACGGAGGCAAAUGUCUCUAUCGGCAGGGCACAAACCAGAAAAUAAAUUCUAUAACUCGGAGUAGUUCAGUUAUUUGACAAUUAAUGAAUGAGGCUGUGUAUCUUAUGAAAAAUUAUCGAGAUCGAGGAGGGUGUUACGGCCUUGACGGAUAACACCCUCCGAGAUCUCCAUAUGAUACAAAAGCCGUUUCAUUAUUCAUUCAAAAUAAUUCCUAGUUUAAAAACAUAGCACAGGCAAAUGUUAAGUUUAUCUUCUUUAACGGCAGGCUACAAAACCAGAUAAAUGUAAAUGUUUUUAGCCAUUAUUUCGCCUAGUUCCAGCUGUAGUUCUUACUCUUGAAACGAGUGAAGUGUCCGCCAUUUUAAACAACUCAAUCUCGUUCCCAGGUCUUCUUGGUUAACAGUGCAUUAACCUGUAGAAGGCUGCAUUUUCAUCACACAAAAUUCUUCCAAAUUUGGUCAUCAGUAACUGGUUAUGGUGAAUUAUGCGUGUGCUUUUAGCCAAUCAGAAUUGGGGAAGUAUUUUGAAUGAAUAAUAAUGCUUAUUAAUUAAUUGUAAAGUUCAGAGUCACCAACUUUUGAGAUCUGGGCCCUGCCCAGAAAUUCUUUCUAAAAUAAUGGCACUAACACGUAAUAAAAUGUCAUCAUUGCAGGCCAAUGCUAUAAAAGAGGAUGUGGGAUACCCACUAUACAUAAAAGACGACUGGAUACUUGACCAACAUUACUCCAUGGUAAUGCAGAUUUAUCGUAAUUUAGGCGAAACAUCUUCCCGUAAUUAAAAUGACCUUUUGUGUUGCCUGUUGCCUGUUUACAAACAAUAACUAGGUAGUUGUGUCUGCACUGAGAAGUCGUGCCGUUUAGUGGCAUUGAUUAGCCAAAAUAUCAGGGUUUAUUAGUUAGAAGGAAAAGACCGUCUUUUCAAAUCUCUUUUUCCCUAAUAGGCCCUAAGAAGGCAGGGGCAACGGGGGGCGAAACCAGUAAUGCAACAUAGGUUUUUGUGCCUUUUGCCUCGCCCGCUUAUUUUCAUUUUUUUUUUUGUCUACAAGAGCAACAGAAAUUAGUCCAUCUAUUAAGUGGCUAAUCUCUGAGGAAAUCAAUUAACUCAUGUCAUUGCUUAUUAUCUCGUCUAGUUUUAUACAUUUAUUUUGUUUUGUUGUGUUUUCCAAAAUCACCAGCUGACAAUCGAUGACAAUUAUUUUGAAAACACAGUGGCAAUGAACAAGAUGUUGGUCCAAAAAGACUUUGGCAUGCUUCGUCAGCCAGUCAACAAUGAUUUGUAAGUAAUAUAAUGCGGCUUGUCAGCCCAUUUCAGCCAAAGAAGGCUGAAGUUUGAUUCAGAAUGAGCUUCAUUUGAUAUUCCAGAGUUCACCAGUAUAUCCGUAAAAUAGGACCUUCAGGAGAAACAGCAACUAUAAGUCGUUCAGCUACCUUUAACAUGUUGUUUCAUACGUAUUAGUCAGUAAUCAUAUUCCCCAACAUUCUGAUUCAGGCACUUAAUUUACAACAACAAAAGUAACUGCUUUCCCUCUAGAAGCCGCUUCUCUACUUAAGUAUAAGCCACACUACGAGUAACAACUCGUACAAAAUUAUAAGUCAUAAAAUUUCAAAGUCUGGUUAGAAUUUUGUUUUCUAAACUAUCAAUUACCAACAUUUCGAUUCUGAAUUUUAAAACAAGUUUUAUACAUAUAUCUGCUCUUCUAGGUGGGGAAUGGGCCCUGCACAAAUCAAUGGAUAUUACAAUCCACAGCAAAAUCGAAUAGGUAUGUGGGAGUUCCCAGUUCGUGGCAGGCAUGUUGUAGUUGAGGUUGGUUAAAAUAAAAAUCCGUCAAAAUUUUACUUUAGCUUCUACCUUGUUAUAAUGAAAACGAAAACCAAAAAUAAACAAACAAACAAAAAAGUAGAAGAAAAACGUAUAGAGGCCAUGCGGAAUACACAAUAUCACAAAGAUUUUACAUUGCUCUAAACAUUCGGUCUAGAACUCGGAGCGGGUCGUGAGUUCAAAGCUCACUUGGACUUCGGGAUUUUUUUUGAGCUUUCUUGUGUUUAAUUUCUCCUUCUUCCAAAUUGAAAUACAGCAUAGUUGACUGAUAUUUACGCUUGACCACAAGUCUUGUUAUGAUCUGAAUAACAGCUUAGUCGUACCAAUCCGCAACCCUGUUUAAUUUUGUACUCAUUUGUCUUUUUUUUUUUUCCAUAGUAUUUUUGGCGGGAAUCUUGCAAUCACCUUUUUACAAGAAAAAUACCCCAAAGUAAGUGAUACGAAGUCGACUUCGUGACAUUUUGUGGCUGUAAAACUGUUUGUAAACCACAGAGCUCGAGGUGAGAUAAAUGUCUGGCCAGAGAGAUUUUUUUUAUUAUUAUUUGAUAAAAAUUGCACAAAAAAGGGUAACCACGAAGCAGAAAACCUAGCUCAAAUGGUCGUUGACACACACCCCUUUCUGACUGAAACCCUGACCUGCUCUUCCUAAUUUAACAGAGGAUAACGUCACGGAGGGUCUCCGUUAUAUUGUGGUUAUUCUUUACAUCUGAGGUUUUAAGUGCAUCAUAAUGUUAUGAAACAAAUUACGUACUGCUUUCUUUCGCCAGGUAUCUCAACUAUGGUUCACUGGCAAUGGUCAUUGGACAUGAAAUUACCCACGGAUUCGACAAUAGAGGUAUUUUUUCAGUUAAAGAUUCUGCAGGCAUAAAAGUUUUCAGACGACACGAAACUGAAUACAUCAAACUUAAUGAACAUGAGACUUACACGUUAUGAAUUGCUAGGAAGAUCCUGGAAUAAACAAGGUCAAUUUCUGUGGAAAAAGGAGAAAAUAGGCUUUAAAAAAGUCAAGAAAAGAUCACACUGUUUUAUAUUUCAUAUAGUCAAGAUUUAAACAUAGUAAUGUCUUUCUAUUUUCUGUAAGUUUAGACGACAUGGGAAAAUUGUGAUGUGUUCGUUUUUAUUACUGAGUAACAUCGAUUUUCACAGGUUAAUUCUAAGUUUCUUGGUAAGAUUUCGUGCGCAUGACAGAGGGAAAAAUGCCGGCGCCGUCAUUGCAUCUUUCACAUCGUCCAUGACUACUCUUAUAGACAAUAGACUCGACCAAUGAGCCUACGACAAUAUCUACACCAGCUUUUUUUUAUGUACACCAAGCUGUUUCGUAUAUUCUUAUCUCUGCCCUUUGUAGGUCGUCUUUUUGAUAAAAAUGGGAAUUUUAAGGAUUGGUGGUCUUACGAAUCGGAGUCUAACUUCAAAGAUAGGAGCCAAUGUCUUGUUGAUCAGUACCGCAACUACGAGGUGUUUGGAGAAUACGUAAGUAUAUAGCUCAAUAACUUUAGGGGCAAGGAUUCUCUAAUUGAAGUCUCCUGUGUCGUAAAAAUCGUAAAAUUAAUCCCAAAUAAAUCAUUGUAAUAAAGCCAAAAGAAAGAACUUUUGGCUAAGAUACUAGGUAGUACCAGAAGUGCUAGCCCUUUUCAAAAAUACGAUGUUAUUACACCCCAGAAAUCUGUAACCUGGUUAAAAAGACAUGCUGGUGACGAGGUGGAAAAAAUACGUCGCCGGUGCGGGGUUGAAGAGGAGCGGAAUUGCAACAGCUUGUAUGAAACGUACUGUCUUACUAUUAUAGGGUUCCAAACAGUUAAAAUUAUGAACAUUUUUAUAAUAAUUUAACAUUGUACUCAUUACAUUAUUGAUUAUUCUUUACGCAGAUAGACGGUCAACAGACGUUGGGUGAAAACAUCGCUGACAACGGAGGGAUAAAACUAGCAUACGAAGUAAGUUGGCAUAUGAACAAAGAUGGAAGUGUUUUUAUUGUUAGCAGUGAAAAAAGCAAAGUAAAUCUCACAAAAAACACUAACAACUUUAAUACAUAGUGUAACCCUCUUGCUUGCACAAUAGCUGAUUUUUCAUUUUUGUAUUUUCAUCUCAGUGAUUUAACUGUUUGUUAUUCUAACUAUUUUUAGUAGACCUUGGUAGCAUUUGUUGCUUUACCUUUUUUGUUAAAGAUCAUUCUCAGUAUAGAGUCAUGUGACGGUGUUAAGAUUCUCUGCUAUUUUAUUGCAUUCUUUUACACUUGCAAUGCAUUGUAUCAGUUGCCAUGGUAUAUGGAAAAAUAUAUGGAAAUUUUUUUUUUUUUAGAACAACGAGCAACAACAGAGACUGAGAUAUUCUUACAGGUCAUUGUGGCGUGCUAUUUUUUUUACCUUUUUGUUUGUUUCUUUUUACAUUUGGCCAGAAAGAAUUGAUUCAGUCGCAGAUCUACACCAUGCAACGGUAUUAUUACAAGAGCCGAUUACCCGAUUGGGGUCAAUCACUCGAAGAGCUUGUAUGAGAGAUGAAGGCUCCGGGUAAUCAGCUCCUAACAAGAGGCAUAAUGUGACCCAUUAUGGCUCUUGGCUCCUAAUUAUUGAUAUUAAUCUUGAUUUCUCUGUCAAAUUCCCUUGUACUUCAGGCAUACCAGUCCUGGGUGAGGGCCAAUGGAAGGGAGAACCCUUUACCUGAUCUUUCAAUGAGCGUGGAUCAACUUUUCUUUAUCCGAUAUGCAACGGUAUGUUUUAAUACUCCGGCGUUCUUUCCACCGUCGCCGUUGCCCGUCGUGGUUGCUUAGGGAAGGACCAUAAGGAAAGUAAAGGGGGUGGGGAGUCCUGCUUCAGCGUGGAAAUUUUUUUGGCUCGCUAUGUGUGCAUGUUUAUUUUUUUUCUGCCUGUCUCAGCUGUGUGCAUUUUUUUCUCGUAUAAUUUUUGAUGUAGAUUUUUUAUUUUUGUUUUUUUUUUCCCAACCCGUCCUCCCGCCCUCUUCACUUCUCUAUUUGUCCUACCGCAAAGCCCCCUUUCAACAUCUUGAUUCUUGAAAAAACGCUACCACGGCUUGUUUGUUCAAACCGUGGGUUUAUACAUCGUCGUAAGGGGUUGUAAGAAGGCUUAUAAAAGUAAGGGCGUAUAACCGGAAUAGAAAAGUGCUUCGAAACAAGCUAUAUAUAGCGAUGCUGAUCAAAAUACAUUUUUAAUUUACUGAUAGCCUGGGAUCAGGCUCCGCAUUGGGAGAAAAAGGAGAAAAAUAUUGGUGUGCGCGAUAGUCUGGGGAGGCCCCUUCCCCCUUUUGCCCCACUGCAGAGAAACUGCCGAGCCUGGUUCUAGGCUAAUUUACUGACUUUUAAUUAGUUCAAUACUAUACUUCAUAAUUCAUAUCAGUACAUUUUUAAUAAGAGGGAAUUUAUACCCAGGGGGCUUAAAAUCGGAUUGUUGAAAGAGCUGUUUAAUUUUCUCGUCGCUAUAGCACUUGCAACAUUGUUACAUGAGAGAGAGGCUGUUGCGUGCCGGUAUGUGAAGUUAAGUGUUGGGAUUUUCAGUUCUAUACUAAUGAAGUCUGAUUUCUGAAGCAAAACAUUUUUGUAUACCUAAAAGUCGUAGUAUUUCUCAUGGCCAAUCCCUAGAAUAAAAAUUCUCUCCAUAAUGGACCUCGUUCGAGAUAAGAAAUGAUCUUUUAAAUAAAGCUUAAGUAUUAACUAAAUAUCUGAUAUUUUCUCCAAGCACGGAACGGGGACUAGAAAACAAGCUAAAACACAAGCAAAGCCGAUUCUCGCCCGGCUAAUUAUAACCAGACGAACAGAGUAAAUUACGUGGCUCUUUGACUUCUUUAAGCUUACCUUUUCCCCCUGUUUAUGAGCUAUAGUUUCAUCUGUUGAGGCCAGACCAAAACACUGAUUUUGUAGCGUAUGUCGUUGCAGCGUCGGGUAAAGCUUUAGCUUUCCAGAAGAUACAAUCAUCACUAACUUAAUUUUUGAGCUUGUCAAAAUUAAAACGCCCUCUAAAGCAAAAGUAUUCCUGGAGAAGUUGUUAUUGGCGACUUUUCUUUUGACUGCAAAUGUCUCUCGGCUGAGAAUCAGCUGAGCAGCAUAAAAUAUUCAAAAUUCCGACGCAGGAGCAGGUGGGAGGCAUGACUACUGACGAAUGACGUCACAUGUAAAUGUUGACGUCAGAAUUUUGGCUGCUCUUCCCUGGUAAUGACUAUAGGCUAUGUAUUUUUGCAAAUUACUGGCUGCUCAUUUGUUUAUGAAGUAAGGCAAAAGGGAAGGUGGAAUAUGUAAGGAGAGAAAUACCAAGCGAGAGAGGCUCCGUAGGGCGGGUAGGAGAGAACCCUUGGAAAGUGGUUGAGGAGGACAGGCUAAAAAAAUAUGGUGUGAAAGGAAGGUUUAAUAAAUAAAUAAUAAUAAUUUUUUAUUAGGAAACUUCUCUCAGAUCAGUGGUUUACAGAAAGACCACAAAUGUAAUAAAGCCCUCCAGUGCAAUGAAAACCAUAUUUGCUCGAAAGAGCGAUCUCUCGAAUAAGCACUCCCCUCAAAUAUGGGCUGUACAGAAAAUUUAAAUUUUCCCGAGGAGGUAUACACUAGAUGCCCCCUACUCUAUUGUGUUAACCCAACAGCAGCCCUAUCUUAAGGGGAAAAGAGGGGGGGGCACAAAUAUUCGGGAAAACAAGGGAGGACCGAACAAAAACAAAUUUAAAAGAAACAAGGGGGUUAUGAUAUAUUGCAGGAACUACCAUCAGUAAUUUAAUCAUCAUUACCCAUUUAUUCUGUGUGCACCCUCUUCCGGCAAAUCGAGAUUUGUCUGGUAUUCUAACUGUAUAUUUCAACUGUAAGUACAUUACUUACCACAAUAUACGCGUGCACUUCACUCGAGGGCCAGAAGAGCACAGCAUAGUUCAUAAAGAAUGCAGUGGUUUUUGGCGUGUCUCACAAAAAUAACCUAUUGAAUGAAGACGCAUCAAGUCUCUGUAAAAUAGCUUCACACUGCAGCGUGUGCAGAACAAAGCAAAAUUAAACUAUGAAAAAAAAUUCGCGUCGACAUCCAACAUAUGUUUUUCUAUUUUAUUUUAGACACAGUGUAGUGUUUACAAGAAGAAGGCGGCUCUCUACCAGUUCAAGAGGGAUGUUCACUCGUAUCCUAAAUACAGGUUAAUAUUCUUCGUCAUGCUUCGUAAUUCUAGACACUUAAUACUUAUUUCACGGACCCUAUAUAGCUAUUUUUCGAAUACACGUGCCUGAAACGUUUAUAAAAACUAGUUAACAGUGCACUUUUGAUCAGACUUAAAGUGAAAUAAUAUCAUCAGCAGUAUGAAUACAUCGGAUUUAACAUGAUACGUAACAGUUUGGGCAAAAACGGGUAUUGCGCAGACCACCCUUUUAAUGCGCUUUGUUGGUGUAUGCGAAGGCCGACAAGACAAGUAAAACGGUCCUACACCGAAUACUGCCAACCACCCUUCCAAAAAAAUGUACUCUUAGCAAUGAUUUCUAUUGGCUUUUCAUUUCCUGCACUAGUCUGUAUAUAUAUUCACAAAACUUUUCGAGUCAUUUACAACAACAAAGAAAAACCAUCAAACAUCAAUUAUUAUACCAUUGUUCUUUUGUUCUUUCCAGAGUCAUUGGCUCGCUAUCCAACUUUAAUAAGUUUGCGAAGGCCUUCAAUUGCCCUAUUGGAAGCGGAAUGAACCCCGUGAAGAAGUGCUCUGUAUGGUGA
Molecule: messenger RNA, 20744 nt
Organism: Porites lobata
Lineage: Eukaryota; Metazoa; Cnidaria; Anthozoa; Scleractinia; Poritidae
Source: the annotation of a GenBank genome assembly